UUCCUGACUUGCGCGUUAAGCUCGCUCCCUGCUGCUGUGCUGGCUCACAAAAUUCCACUGGUGUGAGCGAAGGCGGCGUCGCAGGGGGACGUGGACGGACCGGCUCCGGCUCCCUCCGGCACAGCCCGGCUCCCUCCGGCACAGCCCAGCUCCGCCCGGCGCGCCUGCCCCCUGUCCUGCGCCCCGUCCGACUCGCGGGCCGCCCUGCCCUGCGCCCCCUCCGACCCCGCUGACCGCAGCCGGCUGCCGCAACCGCCGGAUCAUGAGCCCCCGGCUGCUCCUGGCCGUCGGCCUGGCGCUGCUUUGUCCCGUGCAGGUAUUUUCACAAUCGUGUGUUUGGUAUGGAGAAUGUGGCGUGGUAUCCGAAGGUAAGAGAUACAACUGUGAAUAUUCAGGGCCACCCAAACCACUGCCAAAGGAUGGAUAUGACUUAGUGCAGGAACUCUGUCCAGGCUUCUUCUUUGAUAAUGUCAGUCUUUGUUGUGACGUACCCCAACUUCAGACACUGAAAAAUAAUUUGCAACUGCCUCUGCAGUUUCUGUCCAGGUGUCCAUCCUGUUUUUACAACCUGAUGAACUUGUUUUGUGAGCUAACCUGCAGCCCUCGACAAAGCUUGUUUCUGAAUGUUACAGAUACCACAGACUAUAAUGAUACCACCACAAAUGAGACCAAAAGAAAUGUAGAAGGACUACAGUACUACAUUGGACAGAGCUUUGCUGAUGCCAUGUAUAAUGCCUGCCGGGAUGUUGAGGCCCCCUCAAGUAAUGAUAAAGCCCUGGGGCUUCUCUGUGGGAAAGAUGCUAAAGACUGCAAUGCUACCAAUUGGAUUGAGUACAUGUUCAAUAAAGAUAAUGGACAAGCACCUUUCACUAUCACACCUAUUUUUUCAGAUGUCCCUGUUCAUGGAAUGGAACCAAUGAACAAUGCCACCAAAGGCUGUAAUGAGUCAGUGGAUGACGUAACUGGGCCUUGUAGCUGUCAGGAUUGUUCCAUUACUUGUGGGCCCAAACCCCAGCCCCCACCGCCUCCUGCUCCUUGGCUGAUACUUGGCUUGGAUGCCAUGUGUGUCAUUAUGUGGAUCUUCUACAUGGGAUUCUUGCUUGUGUUUUUUGGAAUGUUUUUUAUAGUAUGGUGUUACAGAAAACGGUAUUUUGUCUCUGAGUACACACCUAUUGAUGGCAAUAUAGCAUUUUCUGUUAAUGCCCAUGAUCGAGGAAUGGCUUGGCUCUUAACCUCCAACCUCCCUUCCUCUCAUGCUCUUCCAGGGGAGGCCUCCUGUUGUGAUCGGCUCAGUGUAGCAGUUGAGGGCUGCUUGACCAAAGGCUUCACCCGCUGGGGAUCUUUCUGUGUUAGAAACCCAGGGCCCGUCAUCUUCUGCUCCCUGGUCUUCAUCGCAGCGUGCUGUUCGGGUCUGGUGUUUAUGAGACUCACUACCAAUCCAGUGGAUCUUUGGUCAGCCCCCGACAGCCAAACUCACCUGGAGAAAGAAUACUUUGAAACUAACUUUGGGCCUUUUUUCCGUACUGAACAGCUUAUCAUCCAGGCUCCAUACACUAAACAACACACUUACCAGCCAUAUCCUUCCGGAACAGAUGUUCCCUUUGGGCCCCCUCUGGACAAAGGCAUCCUGCACCAGGUGCUAGACUUACAGACAGCCAUCGAGAACAUUACUGCUUCUUAUAACAAUGAAACUGUGACACUUCAGGACAUCUGUUUGGCGCCCUUAUCACCUUCCAACAACAACUGUAGCAUUAUGAGUGUACUCAAUUACUUCCAGAACAGCCAUUCUGUUUUGGACCACGAAAAAGGAGAUGAGUUCUAUGUCUAUGCAGAUUAUCACACCCACUUCUUAUACUGCAUACGGGCUCCUGCCUCUAUGAAUGAUACAAGUUUGCUUCAUGAUUCUUGUUUGGGAACAUAUGGUGGACCUAUUCUCCCUUGGCUUGUCUUAGGAGGCUAUGAUGGUCAAAACUAUAAUAAUGCUACUGCCCUUGUGAUUUCUCUUCUUGUCAAUAAUUACUACAACAAUACUGAAAAGCUACAGAGAGCUCUAGCCUGGGAAAAAGAAUUUAUCAACUUUGUAAAAAACUACAAAAAUCCAAACCUGACUAUUUCUUUCUCUGCUGAACGAAGUAUUGAAGAUGAGAUAAGUCGUGAAAGUAACGGUGAUGUUAUCACUGUUCUAAUAAGCUACACUGUCAUGUUUUUGUAUAUUUCCAUUGCCUUAGGACACAUCAAAAGCUGUCGUAGGUUCCUGGUAGAUUCUAAAAUCUCCCUGGGCAUUGCAGGUAUCCUGAUGGUGCUUAGCUCAGUAGUGUGUUCUCUAGGUCUCUUCAGCUAUGUUGGAAUUCCUCUCACCCUGAUUGUCAUUGAAGUCAUCCCAUUCCUGGUGCUUGCAGUUGGAGUAGAUAACAUCUUUAUUCUAGUUCAGACCUUUCAGAGAGAUGAACGCCUUCAAGGGGAAACACUGGAUAAACAACUGGGCAGGAUCCUGGGGGAAGUGGCUCCAAGCAUGUUCUUGUCAUCAUUUUCAGAGACCGUAGCAUUUUUCUUAGGGGCUUUGUCAACCAUGCCAGCUGUUCGAACUUUUUCUCUGUUUGCUGGAAUGGCUGUUUUCAUUGAUUUCCUCCUUCAAAUUACAUGUUUUGUGAGUCUUUUGGGACUGGACAUUAAGCGUCAAGAGAAAAAUAAAUUGGACAUUCUGUGUUGCAUCAGAAUUGUUGAAGACAGAACUGGCCCCCAGCCAUCAGACAGUUAUUUGUUUCAGUUUUUCAAAAAUGCCUUCUCUCCACUUCUGCUGAAGGACUGGAUGCGGCCUAUUGUGAUAUCUCUGUUUGUGGGUAUUCUGUCAUUCAGUAUAGCAGUUCUCAACAAAGUGGAAGUUGGCUUGGAUCAGUCUCUUUCAGUGCCAGAUGACUCCUAUGUACUGGAUCAUUUCAAGUCCAUGAAGCAGUACCUAAAUACAGGUCCCCCUUUAUAUUUUGUGCUAGAAGAAGGACAUGACUAUACCUCUCUAGAAGGACAGAACAUGGUGUGUGGUGGAAUGGGAUGUAACAACAACUCACUUGUGCAGCAAAUUUUUAAUGCUGCAGAACUAGAGAAUUACACAAAGAUAGCCUUUGCUCCUUCUUCCUGGAUUGAUGAUUAUUUUGAUUGGAUUAAACCCCAGUCUUCCUGCUGCCGGAUUUAUAAUAUGACAGACCAGUUUUGUAAUGCUUCAGUUGUUGACCCAGCCUGUAUUCAUUGUCGGCCUUUGACUCCAGAGGGCAAAAGAAGGCCUCAGGGUGAAGACUUCAUGAAAUUUCUGCCUAUGUUUCUUUCUGAUAACCCCAAUCCUAAAUGUGGCAAAGGGGGGCACGCAUCUUAUAGUUCUGCCGUUCACAUGAAAAACAAUUACACCAAGGUUGGAGCCACGUACUUUAUGACUUUUCAUACUGUGCUUCGUACUUCCUCUGACUAUACUGAGGCCAUGAGAAAAGCAAGGAUAGUGGCCACUAAUAUCACUGAAACCAUGGGCCUCCAGGACAAAAACUACCGGGUGUUCCCAUACAGUGUUUUUUACGUCUUCUAUGAACAGUACCUGACCAUUGUGGAGGACACCAUCUUCAACCUUGGCGUAUCCCUGGGAGCAAUAUUCUUGGUGACUACAAUACUCCUAGGCUGUGAUCUGUGGUCUGCAAUGAUCAUGUGUGUUACAAUUGCUAUGAUUUUGGUCAACAUGUUUGGAGUUAUGUGGCUCUGGGGCAUCAGUCUGAAUGCUGUUUCCUUGGUCAACUUGGUAAUGAGUUGCGGUAUCUCUGUGGAGUUCUGUAGUCAUAUAACCAGAGCUUUUACCAUGAGCAGAAAGAGGAGUCGGGUGGCGCGUGCUGAGGAGGCGCUGUCUCACAUGGGCAGUUGUGUUUUUAGUGGAAUUACACUAACAAAAUUUGGAGGGAUUGUGGUGUUGGCCUUUGCCAGAUCUCAGAUUUUCCAGAUAUUUUACUUUCGGAUGUAUUUAGCUAUGGUCUUGUUGGGAGCCACACAUGGCUUAAUAUUCCUUCCAGUCUUGCUUAGCUAUGUAGGGCCAUCAGUAAAUAAAGCUAAAAGUCAGGCUGCUCAAGAACGAAACAGAGGAACUGAACGGGAACGGCUCCUCAACUUCUAGUCCUUUAGGUGGCUGAAUGGUCAUGUGGUAUAGCAUGGGGCAGUCAUGGUAUUCUAGGAACUGUGGUGUUGGCGUGACUAGCUUGUGCACUGGACAUCACUGAACACCACCGCUAUUUAACACCAACAGCUUCAGAUGUGUUUUUUAAACUCAGGAAUGCUCAACUUGGACUUGUGAAGCAGCAUUACUAAAUCUUUAGGACACUGAGACACUUUGGAGAAGCUAGAAGAAACAUGUAACUUCUCAGCAAGCCAAAAGUGACGGCCAAUAUUGGUGGGUAUGAGAAUAGACUGCUCACUGCCACCUUUUUUUUUUUUUAAAGAAAAAGCAAAUCAAUGCAAUUUUUUCUCCCUCUACUUUUAGGGAAAAAGCCAUUCAUACAGGUUCUGUACCAUAUUUUUAAGUAACCUUCCAGAAUACUGUGUAUAUAUAUAUAUUGUACACAUAUAUAUAUUAAUAUUAUAUAUACUUUAUAACAUUUUGUAGUUCAAAGAGCUUUAUUAAUGCAAUAAAUUAACUUUGUACAAUUUUUGUAAAAACUAGCAAAUGAAUUCAAAAAGUUGUAGGCUUCAUUAGAGCUUGGUCUCCGAAAACCUGUUUGAAAAAAGCAACAUGUUCAUCACAGUGUUCUCCUGUAAAGGAAAAUAAAAUAAAGUCUGUUAGAUUCACUAUUUAAAGGAAUUUCACAGAUUAAAAACAGAUGGGGAAAAUGAACCUAGAACAAACACCUGCAGUUGGUACAUAUGUAUGAGGGGUUUUAACUUAUUUUCUUUAAUAAAAUGAUAUGUUUUUCUUAGG
Molecule: messenger RNA, 4942 nt
Organism: Phascolarctos cinereus (koala)
Lineage: Eukaryota; Metazoa; Chordata; Mammalia; Diprotodontia; Phascolarctidae
Gene: NPC1
Product: NPC intracellular cholesterol transporter 1
Biological process (GO): sterol transport; cholesterol homeostasis; intestinal cholesterol absorption
Cellular component (GO): plasma membrane
Molecular function (GO): cholesterol binding; lipid carrier activity
Source: RefSeq, a predicted model, not a curated record